AACAUUCUCCAUUUCCACACUUCUUCCUAUCCCAUGUCUCUUCCUGUUUUGGUAAACCACUUUAGGUUACCAAUAUGCUACUACUUCGGCCACUUCCUCUACAUUAAUAACCAAAUUCAGUGACACAAACACCUACCUUUUAUUUUUGUUUUUGUUUACUCUGUCUCUCUGUCUCUCUCUCUCUCUCUUUUUUGUGUACAUUGUUGACAAAAAACACAACUCAAAUGAAGAGGUCUCCUGCUCCUUCCUGUUCUUCUUCUUCUUCAUCUUCUUGUGUUGGUUCUGUCAUUCCUCAUCAAUCAGAGAAGCCCAAAGCCAAGGCUAAAAGAGCUAAGAAAAAUCACAACCCAGAGAAAUGCCAGAAUGGCAACUCAUCAGUUGGCUCAGCUAGGAGAAGCUCAAUUUACAGAGGAGUCACAAGGCACAGAUGGACUGGGAGAUAUGAAGCUCACCUCUGGGACAAGAGUUCCUGGAAUAACAUUCAGAACAAGAAAGGACGACAAGUUUAUUUGGGUGCAUAUGAUAAUGAAGAGGCUGCUGCCCAUACUUAUGACCUUGCUGCCCUUAAGUAUUGGGGCCCUGGUACAACCUUGAAUUUCCCGAUAGAGACUUAUACAAAGGAACUUGAAGAAAUGCAAAAGGUUACCAAGGAAGAAUACUUGGCCUCAUUGCGUCGAAGGAGCUCUGGAUUUUCUAGAGGAGUGUCCAAAUAUCGUGGGGUGGCGAGGCAUCACCAUAAUGGUCGUUGGGAAGCAAGGAUUGGAAGAGUUUUUGGUAACAAAUAUCUGUACCUGGGAACUUACAACACACAGGAAGAGGCGGCAGCAGCUUAUGAUAUGGCAGCAAUAGAGUACAGAGGAGCAAAUGCUGUGACUAAUUUUGACAUCAGUAAUUAUAUUGAUCGCAUGAAGAAGAAAAUCCCUGGCUUUAAUGCCCAAAGUUCUACUGUAUCAGAUGCAGCACUUCCCAACAAUUGUCACACUCAAUCAAAAGUAGAUGUGGACAAUUGUCAACCUAAAUCAAAAGUAGAUGUGGAAGUAGAGCAGCAACAGCAACAAAAGCAAGAAAAACAAGAAGUAGUGGGAUUAGAAGAACAGCUUCAAUAUAAUAUUAAUGCACAGCUCCCUCCUUGCAUGGACACAACUUCUACAAUGGUGGGAAUGGAGCCUUCUAGUGAGCAAGAAGAAGACCCUUGGAGCUUUUUGGACAAUGUUCCUGACCUCCCCAUUGAAAAGCCAUGCGAAUUAAAUGACCUGUUUGACCACACAGGGUUUGAGGAUGACAUUGAUUUUAUAUUUGAAGCAGCAGCAGCAGCAGCUGUGACACACCAAGAUGUUGUUGAUGUCAAAAUGGAUGGCAUUUUGGAUGAUAUUUCAGGUUUUGAUGAGACUCUCAAGGUUGUUGGUGUGUCAAGGAGCUUGGACAAUAUGAUUGGGCAGGAGAGGUUGUUGUCUUCUUCUUCUUCUUCUUCUUCUUCAUCUGCUAUUUCUUCUCCAUCUUCUUCUACUACAACCUCGGUUUCUUGUAUCUAUUCUGCUUGAACAUUUUGGUCUUUGGGAUUGUUGGGAUUUGUUUUAAUUUGUUGGUGGGAUUUUGUUGUGGGUAGGUGGAUUGGAAAGAUUCUCAAUGUCUUUGGCUUUUU
Molecule: messenger RNA, 1642 nt
Organism: Quercus robur (English oak)
Lineage: Eukaryota; Viridiplantae; Streptophyta; Magnoliopsida; Fagales; Fagaceae
Product: ethylene-responsive transcription factor WRI1
Exons: 7
Coding region: 225-1541 (438 amino acids)
Biological process (GO): regulation of DNA-templated transcription
Molecular function (GO): DNA-binding transcription factor activity; DNA binding
Source: RefSeq, a predicted model, not a curated record